Molecule: messenger RNA, 8254 nt
Organism: Coregonus sp. 'balchen'
Lineage: Eukaryota; Metazoa; Chordata; Actinopteri; Salmoniformes; Salmonidae
Source: the annotation of a GenBank genome assembly
AUGGAGGACAUGGAAGACGACUGUUUUGGUCUAAAUGACGACUACAACCAUAACUACUGUGAGAACAGUGCCAGUGGACAAGUCCACUAUCUCAGGAACGAACUGUCAGAUGUACCCCAGCCCCUAUCUAUCUCGCCGGGUAAGGGCACUCGAGAUGAAGCGGCGCGGGAGAACCACGCAAAGGUUUGUUCCAGUUCCAGCAGCGGUUUAAAGUUCAUGGAUUCAGACUCGAACAGCGUGAGUAGUGACACCAUAGAGACUGACAGCCCAUCGUCGGCUUCCAUCGCAGGGAAACUGACCCUGAACUCAGCCUCAAAGUUUCGUAAGUUGAAAGCAUCAGCAUUAAAAACACUAAUUAUGACAGCAUAAUGUUUAUGUUUAUCAUGUUUUUGACUGGCAUGGGAUGGGGAUGUAGCUUGCCAUACAAUUAUGCCAUUGCAUUGCCUUUGGCCUAAACGUCAGUGGAGUAAUUUGGCUACUGUCAGGGCCUGACAUUCACUUUUUUAGACAGAUUUUUAUACUUGUCCGAAAGCUCAAGUCACUUCCUCCCAAAAAGUCUGUAUCACCAUGGGCCAAAAAGGUGACAAAAAUGGUGUUGUAUGACGCAAGGAAGCGCUUCACAAAAUAUUUUUUUUAUUUAACCAGGUAGGCCAGUUGAGAACAAGUUCUCAUUUACAACCGCGACCUGGCCAAGAUAAAACAAAGCAGUGUGAUUAAAAACAACAACAACAGAGUUACAUAUGGGGUAAACAAAAACGUACAGUCAAUAACACAAUAGAAAAAUAGAAUCUAUAUACAGUGUGUGCAAAUGUAGUAAGUUAUGGAGGUAAGGCAAUAAAUAGGCCAUAGUGCAAAAUAAUUAUAAUUUAGCAUUAACACUGGAAUGAUAGAUGUGCAGAAGAUUAUGUGCAAAUAGACAAUGGUAUUGACAAUGGAAGGCUGCUUGUCUCUGAUCCCAUGUAUUAUAUCUCCUGCCAUUGUGGCCUUGAGUAAUGCACUUAAACCCCCCACAAAUGUGAUCUGUCAACCCUCCAACUGGAGAGUUACUGGGUGUGCAGGAUUUUUAUCCACCCCUGCUCAAACACACCAGAGUCAGUUUUGUAAAGUUCCUGUUGAGCAUCUGAUUAUUAAAUUUUUUAACAAUGUGGUGUGUUGGAGCAGGGCUGGAGCAAAAGCCUGCACACCCAAUAGCUCUCCUGGACUCUCCAGGAGGAGGGUUGGCCACCCUGCAACAUUACAAUUACAACCAAAUACCCCCUGCACAUUGACUUGGUACCGGUACCCCUGUAUAUAGCCUCGUAAUUGUUAUUUUUUAUUAAAUUUUUUACUUUAGUUUAUUUAGUAAGUAUUUUCUUAACUCUAUUUAUUGAACUGCAUUGUUGGUUAAGGGCUUGUAAGUAAGCAUUUCACGGUAAGAUCUACACCUAUUGUAUUUCGGCAUAUGUGACAAAUAAAAUUAGAUUUGAAAUACUUUGUCUUUAUAAAAUAAUUCCUUCAUUCAAUGAACAGGGAUAAGAUGGCUAAGGUGGGCGAAGUAGCUAAGUAAGAUGUUUAUCUAUUUGUAAGGUUAAAAUGUUCAGUGUUCAGGGGAGAUUUUGACAGCAUAGGAGCAGUGGUGAUUUUAGCAUGUAAAUCUUGGUGGGUCAAACCUAUUUUAAUGCAUGCCAGCAAAGCCACUACACAACAGUGUUCCUGCUGAUCCUGUUCUGUGCUAGCAUGAGCACUGAGAGGGAGUUCCCCAUGCGGGCCGCUGUGUCGUAGGCCCGUGACAGUAGCUCAUCUGUGGCCCUGCACUGAGGUCUGGGGUAGCGGGCGUCAUCCUUCAGUGCUUCAUCUGGGGAGCGCAUUAGCUCUGCUAUGCAUUCAUCCACCUUAGGCCAGCCCAUGUUGUUUUGCGUCGUGCAUAGCGUCCUACUGUCCUUGCCGUGCUGGGCAAGAACCCGUGGGUCAGCCCAACAUCUCUGAAGCUCUGUAAGAAAAGCUGGUGAAGGUGACACACUGAACGUUGUUGCUGCCGGGGCCUUCUUAAAGAAUGGGUUAGCUGCAGGGGCUGUGGCUUGAGGGUCAUCAGGCUCUAGCCUAGCUAAGGCCGUGUGUAGUGAGGCAGAGCUUUCUUCUGCCUCCGUGUGAUCAGAGACUCAGAAUGACUCCUCUGAUCCAUCUUUAGCGUUGAGACUGAAUGGGUCCACAACACUGGUUGGCACCUCCUUCACCAUGUUGGGCGUGUCAUCAUCCUGGUCCCUAAAGUGCCGGUUGAAUACCCAAGUGGACAGCAGGUCAUCGUCCCGGCUAUCUGAGUCCUCUGUUGCGUCCCCCAUGCUGGAGGGUGUGCUAGAGGGCCCCGACUCAGGGGGCUUGAAGGACCGCAAAAGUGUUUUUAGCUGCUCUAUCUCAAAGGAUAAGGAAUCAUCCUUCCGCGUGAGGCUCUUAUCUUUUGACUUUUUUUUACCAGGAGGGCGCCAUCGGUUUCGUGGACUUUCCCUCUUUUGGUGGCCCUGGGUGAGUCCUAGCGAACAACGCCGGACGCUGGUAAAUUAUCUGUGAAAACCAGGCCCUCAACUCUGGAUAGCCAUGCUUCCCUCACCUUCACAGGCAGAAUGACGCAGUUUAAUGCAGGGGUCAGAAAGGGCCUCACGCAGGUGGCCAUUGCCUAGGCAGGCGGGGCACAGGUCAUGACCAUCUUCUACUUGUAGUUCAGCUCCACAAGAGGAGCAGCCAUGCAUGCCGAGCAUCAUGGUGAUGCGGUGUUCUCUCAGCUCAGAAUGUCAAGAAAAUAAAUUGAUAAAAUAUUUCUUAUGCAAUACACUGCUUCAUCAAAUUAACUAAUAUAAUAGUAACCGGAGACUGUAUAAAACAGCUACCACAAUACACAGUAAGGGUAGAGAGCUACAAUAAUCUGGCGGGAGCUGUACAGCAACCACUAAAUAAUUUAGGGUGAGCUAUGACCACAGGGCUGGAGCAUGAGAGAUAUCAUGUUUAAACAUAGGCUUAUGUAUGCGAAACACGCAUGAAUGGCCAUUGUUUGGUAAGCCAAGCUGACAACACACAGUGUCAGCUAGGUUAAGUAGGUAAACUAACUAGCUAGCUUGUAGCAUGCUAGUAAUACAAGGGGAGAGGGAAUACCAGGGGGAGGCAAUCCGAAUCACAAUGUUUUAUAGCUGGCUAGGCUAACAACCUUCCUAGACGUGGUUAUCUAGGGAAGUGACCCGUUCGAGUUUUAAAUAGUCAAAGGAUCACUAGUGCCUGGCAACCUCGAUAACGAGCACAGCAGUGGAGGAUAUCUUGACAAGGUUAGCGCCGGAGUACGAUGGCCAACACACACGCUAGCUGGUGGGCUUAGUCAGCACAAGACAAGGAAGCCCGAUAUCCUCAGAUAAAAGGGAUAGGUAGGGGAGAGCUGUCACACAGCCUUGGAGGGCGAAUUUCGCACUCUGACCCACAGGUCACAGGCUGUUGGUGACCGACUGACAGUACACACAAUUCACACAGAGUUUAGCUUACCCUACCUGGACCUGGGAAGAUGCAAUCCGAAAAACGUGAGCCGCGGAGCAGUCAAUUUGCGCGAUACGGCUAAGCCAAUUUAGAAGAAAUAAGAGACAAUGUGGUCUGACAUACAGUUUUAUAUAAACCGCAAGGGCACGUCCUCCCACGCUGUCACAUCACCGGCGUGACUUUGUUGUUAUUAUUACUUGACCUGCGCGGAGCGCGAGGGAUAUAAUCCAUACUUUCAACCGUACUGAUGGUCUGAAAUGUAUGAAGUAGAACUCACAAGCAAUUAUUAUCAACUAAUGUGCAAACGCCGCUAGGCCUCGCUUUGAUCUCAAAAACGCAUCUCGCGACAGCAUUAUUGCAAGAACGCUCGUGCCUGUCUGCAGGCCUACAAUAAUUAUACUCCGAUACGCUCUGCAGAGAUUGGGAGGAAAGUGAGCAAAACAUUGCAUCCGGAGGACACGUUGAUCCAAUUCUGAUCAAAUUAUGAUCGGAGUACCAUAAUUGUUUGAUAUUGUGAUUUUUGCGUGAUUAUUAUUAUUUAUUUUUUACUUGUCCAUUCGGACAACUUAAAUCUAUAAUCUGCUUGUCCAACAAUGUUUUUUACUUGCCCCGGGAAGCAGACAAGCGUUAAUGUCAAGCCCUGACUGUUAUGACCUAUGUACCCUGUGGUUGGACGGUCCUUGUUUGGAAUCAGUGGUGUAGUGGUGCCUGGAGAAGUAGGUAUACAAAACUGUUGCCAAAAUUUCACUAACGGCUCACCCUGCGGAGGAAAAGCUCCCUGUGUGAAAAAUGAUAUGAUCAAAGGUGGCAUGUACUCUGAAUCACAUAUUGGUCUUUCAGUCAGGCCAACCCUCGAUCAUGACUCAGUUCCAUUACAUUACACAUAAGAGUCAUUGGACGAAGGCGUCUUCUGUAGGGGGAAGUUUUGUUAAGAGCCGCAACGUUUGGUCUGAACAGUAACAUGCAUCGCUUUCAGUACGGUUUUGGAAGCAUAAGGACCAUCUCUUUAAUAUCCCCAAUAAAUAAUUUUCUAAAAACAAAAGGUUAAAUUGAUACACACCUUUUUAUAGGGUUAGGGUUUCCACACGGUCAUAUUUCCAUGGUACAGCACUUGUUUACAGAAGACAGAGUGGAUUACCUGCGCUAAUUAGCCAUCUGCCUCUGAGCACGUGUGUAAACAGAAGACAGAGUGGAUUACCUGCGCUAAUUAGCCAUCUGCCUCUGAGCACGUGUGUAAACGGAAGACAGAUGCUACAAAGGUGUUUUCACUGCUGCAACUGUGUUUAAAACCGGUUAAAACAAUGUACAGUAAGUGUGUAUUUGGCAUUUGUGAAAUUGUUCUGAUGUGAUAUUAAAGUACAGGGAUUUAUGUUUCUGAAACUGUACAGAAAUUGAUAAUCGAUUCAAGUUUAGAUGGUGUAUUUGGCUGUUUUGGUUUCCAGAGGUAAUUCGCCCUUUAAACAGAACAUUUUAAGGUCCUUGGACUAAGGAGUAAUUUAAUGUUAGGCUCCAUCAAAUCAAAUCAAAUUUUAUUGGCCACAUGCGCCGAAUACAACAGGUGCAGACAUUAUAGUGAAAUGCUUACUUACAGCCCUUAACCAACAGUGCAUUUAUUUUUAAUAAAAAAGUAGAAUAAAACAACAAAAAAGUGUUGAGAAAAAAAGAGCGGAAGUAAAAUAAAAUAACAGUAGGGAGGCUAUAUAUACAGGGGGGUACCGGUGCAGAGUCAAUGUGCGGGGGCACCGGCUAGUUGAGGUAGUUGAAGUAAUAUGUACAUGUGGGUAGAGUUAAAGUGACUAUGCAUAAAUAAUUAACAGAGUAGCAGCAGCGUAAAAAUAUGGGGUGGGGGGGCAGUGCAAAUAGUCCGGGUAGCCAUGAUUAGCUGUUCAGGAGUCUUAUGGCUUGGGGGUAGAAGCUGUUGAGAAGUCUUUUGGACCUAGACUUGGCACUCCGGUACCGCUUGCCAUGCGGUAGCAGAGAAAACAGUCUAUGACUAGGGUGACUGGAGUCUUUGACAAUUUUGAGGGCCUUCCUCUGACGCCGCCUGGUAUAGAGGUCCUGGAUGGCAGGAAGCUUGGCCCCAGUGAUGUACUGGGCCGUACGCACUACCCUCUGUAGUGCCUUGCGGUCGCAGGCCAAGCAGUUGCCAUACCAGGCGGUGAUGCAACCAGUCAGGAUGCUCUCGAUGGUGCAGCUGUAGAAUUUUUCAAUAUUGGCUAGGCCAACCCAAUCUGUACUGUCUAAGUAGGCUAAUAGUAGGCCUACUAUUGAAAUAGAUGUCAACUGAGUCAGAAAUUCACAGGUUUCAGAUUUUUCCCUUUUGUAUUUUUUUCAAAGGUUUUUGCUCUCAGUCACAAGUGCGCAGGCACCUAGCACUGUUGUUUGGUAGCAUGUUUCUGCAGUGCGCAUGAGCUGGAGUUUGCAAAACAAAUUGCCAGUGGAUUGAUGCAAGUAAUCAUGAUAUCAUUCUGGUAGGCAUAUGCUACAUUUAGUAGCUAGUUAACAUUUAAUUGAGAAGGUUUUUAAGAAAGCCUUUCCAUCUACCAGAAGACUGUUAUAGCCUAUCAUUAGCAUUACUAUAUCGUUUCACUUCAUAUAAUGAGACAUGACUUCGAGGAGAACCGAAAGUAACACUUUUUUUUCUCCCAUAAUUGCACAGAGAUCAAUAGAUCUAGAGACACCAUAUUUUAUGGAAAACAACUUAUAUAUGUCCUCUACCAUUAGCAACUGUAAUUUAAUUUCUAGGGUAAAGGAGUUUAAAUUAAAUAGACCGAGAACAGAACUACCGCAAUGUUACUUUUGUACUUGCCUGCUGGGCGGGAGUAACACAGCCUUGGUACGGAAGUAACAGCUGACGAGAAGUGCAAAAUAUCUGUCUUAUCUCCAUGUUUUCUGGGUUGUAAUGCUUGUUACUUUCAACAAAUGUACUAUCAGUUUGUGUGGAUUUGAAUAAUUUAAUGCUAUAGAUUGAAAAUAUAUGAAAAUGAACCAUGCGUCAACAUCGCAAUGUUGUGCAACUACAAUAUUUUGCCUUACAAUAUUAAUCGGACUAUAAUGGAUCACAUUAUAGCGUUACAGCUAUAUUAACUAUAUUAACCAUCAUUUUUUAAUGGGAAUGUCAUGCGCACUCCUCGUGUCUUGAUAGAAUAAACGUAUUUAUUCUCUUCACAAACAGCAAACUCAUGCUUAUAAAAUGUUCAUGGCUUGACAUAAAGUAAUUGACCCCCAGAAUCAUAAAGAUAUCUAUUUUUAACGGCUCAAGUUGUUGUGAAAAUAACCUCAUCUUUAUCAUUGUGUGGUUCAGUAAUGAAUGCAAUGACCGAAGAGGAUUAUAGAACCACAUACUGGCCGAACCUGGAGAAAGCCAUUGACCACCUGCUGAUACAAAACCCCAUGGACCACAUCUCCAUUUCAUAUGAGCAGAUAUACAGGUGAGACUCAGUGUGACUGUGUUGAUUUCUUAUGUAGCUUUGAAAGAAAUUAAGUCAUGGAACUGCCGUACUCAUGUUUGAGACCUUAGAGGGGAGAUAUUGCAAAUUAUCUGUUUUAAUAGUUAUUUUCCUUUCCCUUUUUCAGUUGUGUGUACAAGUGUGUUUGUCAACAGCACUCUGAGCUACUGUACAAAGACUUGAUGCUGAAGAUUACUACCCAUCUUCAACAAGUCUCUUCUUAUCUUCAAGUAAGUGAAAACAUAGAACCUGGGUUGUGUUCAUUAGGGCAUACUGUACCAAAAACAAAUGUUUUUUAUUGGACAAGUACAGAUAGUAUCUCCUGUUUCACCCCAUAAAAGUGUGUAAUAACCUGAUAAAUACAUUUAUAUUAACACUGAUAUUUUCUCCUCUUUUAUCAGAUUAGUCCACCAGGGAAUUUAAUUGAGAAUUUCAACAUUGCUCUGACUCAGUAUACAGAUGCUCUUCAAUGCAUAGUUCCCGUAUUCAUCUACAUGGUAUGUAUACAGAUAAGGUGCUCAUCCUUGGAAUAUGCCUUACAUUAGAUCUCUUUGGGCCAGUUUCCCGGAUACAGAUGAAGCCUACUCUGUCAAUGAUCAGGGCAGACCUUAAUCAUAUACUCCUUUCAUACAAGCAUAUUUUUCUUCUUAAUUUCUAAGAAUAAGUUCUACAUUGAAACGAAGCUAAACCGAGACCUGCGAGAAGAUCUCAUGAAGCUUUUUACCGAUCAUGUUGCAGAAAAACAUAUAAACACGUUGAUACGUGAGUACAGUGGACUGGUGAACUGACACCACGCCUUGCAAUUCAAACCCACAACUAUUUCGCUUAUGACUCAUCUUUUAAAAUUGUUUUGUUGUUAAUGAUCUUUUCAUUCUUUCUUUCUUUCUUUCUUUCUCUGUUUUUCCUUUAGCUCUUCUCCUCGAAGCCCAUGCCAUGCCUUUUCAAGUCAGACCUUCAACAAUGGCCAGUGUGGUGAAAGGCCUUUAUACUCUUUGGCCCGGUGAGCCCUUUCCUUUCUGUCUGUUUUAAAUGCUACAACACAUGCUGCUACCGAAAUAGUUACAUCCACUUGUAAAAUUAUGUUUAACCACUGUAACUGUCAAGCACAAUUGUAGAAAUAUGGAUUUGAGCAAUAUUUGUGGGUCUCCCACAAUGACUAUUGGCUACCUGUUUCAGAUUGGGCACAUUUAGCCCCAGCUCUCUUCUCUGGAUUCAUUCCUCAAAUCAACCCCCCGACAGUGGAAUCCCAGCUCUCUGACUAUGCUGCUCGCGACCAGAAACUACAACUGGAGCUCUCUCUUAAUGGCUUUCAC